UGGAAGGUACCUUUUGCGUCAGUAUCAGACGUCUAGGGGCGUGACAAAUCGUCGGUGGUCGAGGAUUAUGGGUAGUGUAGGCUUUUCCGCUAUCCAAAACAUACGAAUAAAAGUUUAAUUCUCAGAAUCGAAGGAGGAAAACUUAAAAAUGAGACCCAUAACAUGAAACUAUUGUAUUGUUGAAUUAUCAGUGAUACUUUGAUGUGUUUGUGUUGAGAAGUGUUGACGAUGUCAUUGGAAUUAAUCCUUAAAAUAGUGAGAAAAACACUUCUGGUGCGGUUCUCCAAUCAGAUUGUAGCUCGCAGUGUCAUAUUCCACCGUGACCGGGUUAUUAUUGUAGUGAAUGGAGGGCGGCAGCCUCUGCUCUAAGCAUCUCUUACCACCGUGAGCGGGUUUACAUUGAAGUCAAUUGAGAACCCAGUGCAUCUUACACAGACGCGGAAUGGUACCUUUUGUGUCAGUAUCAGACGUCUAGGGGCGUGACAAAUCGUCGGUAUAUUACGCCUUGGGAAUGAGAACAGGUUGUGUAAAGCGUAUACUUUGUCACAGUUUUCUUGGAAUGCAUCAUGAUAAUCAUUUAAUAAUUUCUUGAAAUAAUGUAAUUUGACGUAUUUGUUCUUUCAUUCAAAUUACCUUAAAUGUUUAGGUAAAUAGGUAAAAUAACCAAAAACUGUGUCAGUUUCCAAAACAUCUGGAGCUAAAUGUACAUUCAUGGAAGAACCUCUUUGACCAUCUUGUAUCCUGGAGUAAAUAUCAUCAGUUUGCUGCCUGUCCUCAAGCUUAAGCUUACUUUUAUCAAAAUUGGGUAUGUGCUAUAUAGUGGGUGACACUACAUGUCCCUUGACUUAUUUUUUGUUUUUGAUAGUAGAUCACCUGCUGUGCUGUUUUGUUGGGUUUUUUUUUCCAGUAUGAUACCUCUCUAUGCCUGUCUCUCUCUUUCUCUCAGUCUCUCGCUCUGUUGUUUUUUGCAGUAUGAAACCUUGUCACCAGUCCCAGUUGAAGCUGCAAAUAAUACAUUUUGCAUUUAAUGACUUGCUUCAAAAUAAAAACUGUUGAAUACAAGCCUCACGAAUUAUUCCCAGCCAUGGGAAUGUGUCUGCAUACCCCUCAGAAAGUAGGUAGUUGCGCCCCCGGCCCGGGACGUACUCCUGAGUCAGCUGCUUUUGUUAACACUUAUUGAGACAAUUUGUAGUAAUCUUAACGCAAUAUAUGUUCAAUGGAGUUGAACUAAAUGUAAAAAUAAGUUAAAUUAGUCUUUUAUAGAGAGCAAAUAUUUGACCAAGGCGUCAGAUAGUUUUUUAUUAUUUUAUUUUAAUUUUUUAUCAAGUUUCCUUCAGCUCUCAAACUAUGGUUCCUUACAAGGGUUUUCGGAAGAGUUUCUUCAUAAUUUUGUGCAAUUUGUGAUUGUAAGGAUUUUCUCAAUUGUCAUAUGAGCAUUAACAUCUGAGAUCAACUGUUUGUAGCAGUGUUUCAACAAGGACAUAAGAUACUGAAGACUUUGUACUUUUUAAAAAAAGAAAAAAAAGCAAUGUUACAUAACACAAAUGACCUGUUGACUGCUGAAAUAAAACACAAGGAACUUGAACUCUUGCAGUUGUACACUGACUGCCCAUGUGUUGCAUUUCAGGACAACAUCAAAGGACAAAAUCAGCACAUUUCAAGGCAAAGAAAUGGAAGAGAUAUUCUACAUCCUCGGCUUGGAUUGGAUCGACGUCAGGAGUGUCUUAAUAUUUUUUGGUAUUUUUCUACUUUUGGCUGAUAUUUUGAAGAACAGAGCACCGAAAAACUUUCCUCCAGGACCGUGGGCACUUCCUUUCAUCGGCGAUCUUCAUCGUAUUCAACCUACCAGACUUCAUCUGCAGUUCACAGAAUUUGCACAGAAAUAUGGAAACGUUUUCAGCCUUCGCCUCUUUGGUGGAAGGAUUGUGGUCAUCAGUGGCUACAAGUUUGUGAAAGAAGCCCUGGUCGAACGAGGAGAAGACUUCGUAGAUCGUCCCAAUAUUCCAUUGUUUGAAGCGAUGUUUCAGAAUAAAGGUCUUGUGUUCUCAAACGGUAAUCAGUGGAAGCAGCAGAGGAGAUUUGCUCUUCAUACACUCAGAAACUUUGGUCUGGGAAAGAAGACCAUGGAGAGAUACAUCCAGCAGGAGUGCCAGUACCUCACAGAGGCUUUUGCAGACCAACAAGGCAAACCAUUUAAUGCCCAGCAUCUGAUAAAUAAUGCUGUGUCCAACAUCAUCUGCUGUUUGGUGUUUGGGAAUCGAUAUGAAUACAAUGACAAGCAGUACCAGUAUAUUCUGCAGAUCAUUGAUGACAUGGUGGAGUUACAGGGAAGUUUGUCGGCACAGAUUUACAACACAGUCCCCUGGCUGAUGAAGUGGUUUCCUGGACCUCAUAAGAAGAUAUUCAGUCUGAUACAAGAAUUAAUUGACUUUGUAGAAAUCAGGAUCAAAGAACACAAAGACAUCCUUGACCCAUCAUCACCAAGAGACUACAUUGACUCCUUCCUCAUAGAAAUGGGACAGAAAGAGGACAAAGAGUCUGGGUUUGACCUCAAAAAUUUAUCUUUCUGCACAAUGGACUUGUUUGGUGCUGGAGCUGAAACUACUACCACUACUUUAUACUGGGGGCUGCUAUACAUGAUCCACUACCCUGACAUACAAGAGAGAGUCCAGGCUGAGAUUGAUGCUGUGAUUGGUUCGUCCAGACAGCCGUGUAUGACUGACAGAGAAAACCUGCCUUACACUGAUGCAGUCAUCCAUGAGAUACAGAGGAUGGGCAACAUCGUCCCCCUCAAUGUGUUUCACAUGACAAACAAGGAUACUACAGUGGAUAAGUACACAAUCCCAAAGGGUACCGCAGUCCUGCCUACACUGCACUCUGUCCUCCGCGAUGAGUCAAUGUGGGAAACUCCAAACUCCUUCAACCCUCAACACUUUCUGGACCAGGAUGGUAAAUUUAGGAAGAGAGAAGCCUUCCUUCCAUUUUCUGCAGGUAAGCGUGUGUGUCUCGGUGAACAGCUGGCAAGGAUGGAGUUAUUCCUGUUCUUCACAUCCCUCCUUCAGAGGUUUUCAUUCUCUGCACCCCCUGGAGAGAAGCCCACUCUGGAGUACAAACUGGGAAUCAUUCAUUGUCCUAAACCUUACCGUCUCUGUGCCACACUACGAUAAACUGCUGAUGUAAAGACUCAGUGAUGUUUAUCAGUUUGCAUGAAACCCCUUUAUCAUUUGAAUUGCAAACACACCUCAGUCAGGCACAAAGUUGAAUUUAUUCUGCCAGUGUA
This is a messenger RNA of Mugil cephalus (flathead mullet), 3280 nucleotides long. RefSeq names its product cytochrome P450 2J4-like. Gene Ontology annotation, molecular function: oxidoreductase activity, acting on paired donors, with incorporation or reduction of molecular oxygen, reduced flavin or flavoprotein as one donor, and incorporation of one atom of oxygen; heme binding; iron ion binding. Gene Ontology annotation, cellular component: cytoplasm; intracellular membrane-bounded organelle. The record is from RefSeq and is a predicted model, not a curated record. Gene Ontology annotation, biological process: xenobiotic metabolic process. NCBI's taxonomy places the organism in Eukaryota, Metazoa, Chordata, Actinopteri, Mugiliformes, Mugilidae. The transcript has 9 exons. The coding region runs from base 1671 to 3167 and encodes 498 amino acids.